Messenger RNA from Pistacia vera, 2608 nucleotides. RefSeq names its product nitrate regulatory gene2 protein. The coding region runs from base 164 to 2374 and encodes 736 amino acids. The record is from RefSeq and is a predicted model, not a curated record. NCBI's taxonomy places the organism in Eukaryota, Viridiplantae, Streptophyta, Magnoliopsida, Sapindales, Anacardiaceae. The transcript is spliced from 4 exons.
CUCUCUCUCUUCUCUGCAACUCCCUACUCUUCAAAACCCAUCCUUUUCCUCUUCAUCUUUUUUUUUUUUUUUUUGUUUCUUUUAACUCUCUAAAUGUGGAAACCAUAAGCUUCUUCUUUCCAAAGAACAAUCAACACACACUUUGUUAAAAGUACAACGCACAAUGGGGUGCACGCAGUCUAGGAUAGACAAUGAAGAGUCAGUCUCGCGCUGUAAAGACCGCAGGAACUUAAUGAAAGAAGCCGUAAUAGCUCGCAACGCCUUCGCCGCCGGCUUCUCUGGCUACGCCGUUUCUCUCAAAAAUGUUGGCGCCGCCUUGAGUGACUACGCCCACGGCGAAUCUGAAGACAACCAAGAGCCACACCAGCCGGUGGAAAACACACCUCCUCCUCCUCCUCCUCCUCCCCCUCCCCCGCCGCCUCCGUCCUCCAUUGACCGCCUCCCGCCUCCUCCUCCGCCGCUUCCCAACUUCUCCCCCAGUCCCAUCAAGCGCGCCGUUAGCUUGCCCUCGAUCCCUAGAAAACACGCUCACGAAAUCGAUCACGUCACCAUUACUGAAGACGACGAAGAAGAAGAGGACGAAGAUGAUGACGACGACGAAGAAGACGAGGUGGAAGCGCGUGGAAACAACGGCGACAAACUUAAGAACAAAAAACAUCUAAACAUGGGUGGAGGUGGGUCCCACGGACAGAUGAUGUCGUCAGCAACGACAUCGCCGAGAACUCCGGCGAUUACGUCCGGACCGAGCGCUGCCUGGGAUUAUUUCUUCAGGGUGGACGAGGACUUGGCUGGAACAAGUAGCUUGGAUACAGAGGAGCAUCAUCAUAUGAAUAAUAGUUCAGUAAAAAUGGGGGAAAAUAACCAUAAUAAUAGUAGUCAUAAUCAUAAUGUUGGUGUUGGUAAUGAAGAUAAUAAUAAUAAUAAUAUUAGUAAUAUUAAUAAUAGUAUUAGUAACAAUAAUAUGAAUGUUAGUGUUCAUGUUAAUGGUAAGGAGCUCGAAAAAGCUGAAGACAAGGUGAUUGAGCAUGCAAAAACGGCUCCUCCAGAGUUCAGUAGUAGGAAAGCUGUGGUGAACUUGAUGCAUAUUUUGAACCAGAUUGAUGAUCAUUUCUUGAAGGCUUCACAGUCCACUCAUGAGAUUUCCAACAUGCUUGAGGCCACCAAGGUUCAUUACCACUCUAAUUUUGCUGACAACCGAGCGUUUGUUGAUCAUUCUGCGAGGGUCAUGCGGGUUAUUACAUGGAAUAAGUCCUUUAGAGGUAUUUCCAAUGGUGAAGGUAGGAAGGAUGAAGUGGAUUCAGAAGAAUCUGAAACUCUUGCUAAUGUUUUGGAUAAGAUGUUAGCAUGGGAAAAGAAACUUUAUGAAGAAGUUAAGCAAGGUGAGCUGAUGAAGAUGGAGUAUCAGAGGAAGGUUUCUGUGCUGAAUAAGCACAAGAAACGUGGAGCUGCUACUGAAACAUUGGAAAAAACAAAAGCAGCUGUGGCUCAUUUGCACACAAGAUAUAUAGUUGACAUGCAGUCUAUGGAUUCGACAGUUACAGAAGUAAAUCGUUUACGUGAUGAGGAGUUGUACCCAAAACUUGUUACUCUUGUUGAUGGGAUGUUCAAAAUGUGGAAAACUAUGAGUGAACAUCAUGACAGCCAGCUGGAGAUUGUUACAGACCUCAAGUCCCUUGAUGUUACGAAUGCUCCCAAGGAAACAACUAAGCAGCAUUAUGAUCGCACUAAACAACUGUAUAGUAGUGUUCAACAAUGGCACUCACAGUUUGAAAAGCUUGUGAACCAUAAAAAACAGUAUAUCCAAUUUCUGAACAGCUGGUUAAAGUUAAAUCUCAUCCCCAUUGAAAGCAGCUUAAAAGAGAGAGUCUCAUCCCCACCAAGACCCCCAAAUCCCCCAAUCCAAGUCCUCCUUCUUUCAUGGAACGAUAAUCUUGAAAAGCUUCCAGAUGAGCUAGCCAAAUCUGCAAUUUCUUCCUUUGCUGCUGUGAUAAAGACCAUAAUGCUUCAUCAGGAGGAAGAGAUGAAGCUGAAGGAAAAGUGUGAAGAAACCAGGAAAGAAUAUAUUCGAAAGAGCCAAGCAUUUGAGGAAUGGUACCACAAGUACCAGAAGAGAAACACAUCCGGUGAAUCAGAAGCAGAUAAGGGUGAAGAUGCAAAUGCCAAGGAUGCUGUUAUGGAGAGGCAAUUUGUGGUUGAGAGCUUGAAGAAGAGGUUGGAUGAGGAAGUUGAAGAUCACAAUAGACAUUGUCUUCAAGUCAGAGAAAAGUCUCUAGGGAAUCUUAAGAUUCGCUUGCCUGAGCUGUUCCGUGCUCUGUCAGACUAUACUCAUAUCUGUUCCGAAGCUUAUGAAAGAUUGAGAUCCCUUACCCAGUAACAGAAUAGCAAUGGUGGUUUUGCACACUAAUUCAGCUCUGUUAUUUAAGUAAUUCUGUCUAAGUUAAACCUUGGUCAGCUGUAGUUUUAGUAUGAAACGUUUGUAAUCUUCAUGGGUAUGCAUAUCUAUCAAUCCUUGUUCUAGCGUGGAGAAAUUUUGCUCUUGUAUUAAUUUUGGCCAUAUGCUAGUUGGAUUUUGUGAUGAUUCAAAUGAAAAAUGCAGGCAACGUUAUAC